Molecule: messenger RNA, 470 nt
Organism: Camelina sativa (false flax)
Lineage: Eukaryota; Viridiplantae; Streptophyta; Magnoliopsida; Brassicales; Brassicaceae
Source: RefSeq, a predicted model, not a curated record
CCAUUGAAACUCAUUAGAAAUCCGAAUACUUUCAAGAACUUUUUCGAUCUUAAAACAUUUUCAAGAAAAGAGAGAAACUAGAAAAGAAGAUCGGAGGUCAUCAUGGUUAGAUCAGAAUUAACAAGACGAAGGUUCUUAUCUGGAAAUGAAAUGGCGCCGGCGCCGGUGAUUUCUCGCCGGACAUGUUCAAUGUCUCCGACACUAGAGACGAUUUUCGAAGAAAGGUCCGAUGAUUUUAAUCAUCACGAUCCACAUUACAGAGUCGUCGUCGUAGGACAAAGACAUCGUUUGUUUCUUCUUGUUCCGGCGAUCAUAUCCGCCGUAUCUUGCGCUUUGUUAUAUAGACAAGAUCGUGUUGUUCGAUUUUAUUAAACAUACAUACAGGCAUAUGGAGUAUAUGUUAUGUAUUUUACUGUAACUAUGUACUAUAAGCUAAAGAGUUUUAUUUAUAUAAUCUUAUGUCUUUGUUU